Molecule: messenger RNA, 1299 nt
Organism: Equus caballus (horse)
Lineage: Eukaryota; Metazoa; Chordata; Mammalia; Perissodactyla; Equidae
Gene: CCL27
Product: C-C motif chemokine ligand 27
Biological process (GO): immune response
Cellular component (GO): extracellular region
Molecular function (GO): chemokine activity
Source: RefSeq, a predicted model, not a curated record
ACACAACUGUGUACUUGGGGGGCUAUGGGAAGAAAAAGGAAAAAUAAAAUCUUUAAAAAAAUAAGAAAAACAGGAAAGUAAGAUUUCUUAGGUCUUUUACUUGUUUGGCAGCAGCAACCUGGCACUAAAGAACCUUUUUCUUCCCUCAUCUGCCCUCCCUAUCUACCCCAUCCUUCCUCCUUGUCUCAUCUGCCUGGGGAAAACAGCCCCCACCUCAGCCCCAAGGCACCUGCAAUACCACGACAAGGGCUUCCUCUCAGCUUCCCUGAAUGUGACUGACCCUAGCCAAGACUCCUCCUCAGCCAGAAGGGCCUGCUUCGGGGACCAGUUCCCAUCAGUUUCUCCUGAUAAGACAGGCAGGCUAGGGCAGGAAGUGGGGACGGGGAAAUGAAGGCAAGUCGGCACUGGCCUGCCCUCUGCUCCCACCCCACCCACAACUUCCCCAUCAGAAUUUGUGUGUGCUAGUAUGCUUGUGUGAUUGGAUGAUUGUGGAAACACAACUGUGUGGUUGUGGGACGCUGAGUAUAAGGCAGGGCUGUGUGAUUCCGCCUCUAGUUGUCUGACCAUGCAAGGCUGACCAAGGGAUUGAGGUGCUACCGUGAUUGAGUAGCUACGGGUAUGUGAGUGUCAAUGGCCAUCACUGGAUGCCACUGGGGAUCCUUGGCUGCCCUUACUCACUGUACUCUCAGUCCCCAUAUUCUGCACUAUCCCUCUCCCCAGCUUCUCUGCCCAGGGCUUAAGAACCCAGGGGGAACAGCAUUCCUAGAAGAAGAAGUGGUCUGUGGCAAUUAGGGCCCAGGAGUGUCACAGGAUGAGUAAUACAUUUCCACCUGCCUCUGACUCACCUGGUGCCCCAGGUGAAAGGCAUCUAGAUAAAAGGUAGGGGAAGAGCAGAGAGAAGGAUCCAGGCUGAGCAGCAUGAAGGGGCCCUCACCUACCAGCAGCCUCCUGCUGUUACUGUUGCUCCUGAGCACAGACCCUACAGCAGCAAUUCUGCUGCCACCCAGCACUAGCUGCUGUACUCAGCUUUACCGACAGCCACUCUCGAGCAAGCUACUGAGGAAGGUCAUCCGGGUGGAAGUACAGGAGGCUGAUGGGGACUGUCACCUCCAGGCUAUCGUGCUUCACCUGUCUCAACGCAGUGUCUGCAUCCACCCUCAGAACCGCAGCCUGGCCCAGUGGUUUGAGCGCCAAAGGAGGAGGCUCCAAGGGAUUCUGCCCAACCUGAAUUUGGGGCUGACAGGGAAAAUGGGCCAGGGCCCCCAAUAGCCAAAAUAAUAAAGCAGCAUUGGAUAGUCA